Pecten maximus is the source of this 14062-nucleotide messenger RNA. RefSeq lists its product as uncharacterized. The record is from RefSeq and is a predicted model, not a curated record. Lineage: Eukaryota; Metazoa; Mollusca; Bivalvia; Pectinida; Pectinidae. Gene Ontology annotation, molecular function: protein binding. The transcript has 16 exons. The coding region runs from base 1456 to 6114 and encodes 1552 amino acids. Gene Ontology annotation, biological process: SCF-dependent proteasomal ubiquitin-dependent protein catabolic process. Gene Ontology annotation, cellular component: SCF ubiquitin ligase complex.
AGAUGGCGGUCACCGAUACAAACAAGUACUUGCAACACUGAUUUUUUUCGAAAGAUAUAACAAAUGCCGCUAAGUGUGAACAUCUCUACACAAGACACUUACGUAAACCAUCUUUGAGAAGACCAUGGAUGGUGAUGAAGAUUCCAAAACUGCUUCAAAUUCCCCCACAAAGGAGGAACUCCGACAACACAGAUUGGCUUACUUUAGAUCAAAGUCCAACUCCAGAGAGGAAACAUCAACAGAAAGUCAAGUGCAGGAUGUUCCGCCACCAACGAUUAAAAAAACCAAUGAAACUUCAAGAACCUUUAAUAGAAAUAUAGAAAUUAAUCAGAAUGGAACUGUUGACCCUUCUGAAACAAACAGUUUGAAAGACAUCAGAAGAAACACAGAAACUAAGGAUAAUCUAACAUCACACGGCAUAAUUCCUACAACAAACUGGACCCAACAUGAUUCUGCAGAAUCAAAUAAAACAAAUGAACCUUCAAAUUCUUUAUCAUUGAAUCUUGACAGAGAUGCUGGUGGCUGGAAUGUUAGAAAUUUUUCAGACAAAGAAUUUCCGAAUGAUGAUUUUGAUGAGCUCAAAGAACAGCUGAAACAACAGACAGUUACUUCAGGUAAAGAUGGUUACAAUGAGUUGGUGGAACGCCUCAUACAGUGUGCCAAACGAGAUAUAAUCAUACGCGAGGAGAGUCAAAGGAGCGAUAGACGUGGGAGUGCUCAGAAUUCAUCACGAGUAACCAAUGAAAGUCGACAGAGGGACUCAGGGACUCCCAGUAGACUCGGAAAAUGUCAUUAGAAAUGACAUCUCUAGACAUGUGCAGCAGCAAAAUCUGAUAGAGAGGAGUGACAAUGUUGAGCAUGAAAAAAGUCAUGAAAAAAAUGUAAAGGGAAGUAAUUCCACCAAUAAUGGUGAGAUACUGGCUGAUAGAUAUAGUUCUAGUCAAAAUUCUCAUUUAAUGAGAGAUUCACAAGAUUUUGAUGUGACUUAUAUGUUCCAAAAAUCAUUAGACUUUGAACAUUUAGAAAGUAUUGGUCUUCAAACUCAUAGAGCAGACUCAGAUCGUGUUGAUGAUGUUAAAACAGAGGAGCAAAACACUGAACCCUUAGAGGAAAAGAUCAGAAAGCAAUCUCCCAGAGUAUUAGAUGAAAUUGCAUCCAAUGAUUUAAAAGGAGUGCUUGGUGAAAUGAAGUAUAAGGCAUUCCUUGAGAAGUCAAUUAAGGAAAUAGAAGAACUUCACCAAGGUCAAAAUUCAGAUCGAUCCAUUGACAAACAACAAAAAAACGUAUCAAGAAGACAAAAUAAUGUAGAAAAGCAAACACAAAAUAAUAGAAAAACAUCAUCUGGUGAUCUUAAUGCAUCUAAGACUCAAAAAUCUGACCUCCAGAUUGCAGAUCAGAGACAACAAACUAUGACAGAUAAGGACACAACAGACCAAGACAAUUCAACUCUAGUUAAUGGUAGUCUUACAGAUAUUACACAGAUCGACCAUGAUGGUGGUCAGGAGUCAGCUCGCCCCCUGCUCAACCGUCCUAAAUAUGAUCCAAUUAGAAAUGUCUUCCAACAAAAUGAGGAAGGAAAAGAAAACAAUAGCUCAAAAGCUUUCUGGGUCAGGAAACUAUGAACAAGUCAAUGUACCACGCAAUGUAGUGUUUUCUUCUUCUCAGAUAUAUCAACAGGCCUAUAAAGGUGGUCAGAUACCAGGGUAUGAGUCUCCCUCUAUGUUUCCUUACCAUCCAGAAAUGGCAAUGAACCCAGCUAUGAUGCAGCAUAUGGCAGGAAAUCCAUAUGGAAAUAUGUACAACUCAAUGCAACCUAAUCCGUAUUACAACCAUAUGCCUUUCCAGGGUCCACCGGCAUCUCCUGUUCAUGGCUCCUUCAUGUAUCCAUACUAUCCUAUGCAGGGUUCCAUCCCAAGUUUACCUGGGGGACCAGCACGAGUGGUGCCCCAUCCGUCGGAACAGGGCGUGCCACCAGUUGAAGCUUACCUACAACAGCUAUCUGCAAGAAGUUACCAGUCUUAUGAUGGAUCAGAUGCUCAUUUGUUCAGUCAAUACCCAGCAAAUUAUAUCCCCUUAUCAAAAGUUCCCCAUCCUCCUGAUGCAAAGACAUCUUCUAGUAAGAAACCCCCUCUUCCUAACAAUGCUGGAAUGAAAUCUCCUUCAGUGCAGAACAUGAAAAUGAGUCAGCUACCUACUCAGAUGUUUUACCCGGCAGAGCAAUACCCUCCAACUCCACAAGGUAUUCACCCUCACCCACAUCCCCACCCCCAUCCAACUUCUGCUCAGGGAUCUCAGUCAGGAGAUGUACCUGAAUAUCAUAAAAACUACAUACAGCAACCACCCAAGGGUAUACCCUACCCCCCGCCCCCAGAAAAUGUGGACCUACAGGCCUACUUCCAGUUCCUUGAGAGUCAGGGUUAUCCUGUGCCCUACCAGGUGAUGGCCUCUCAGAAACAGCCUGGGGCAGAGCUUUUUGGUGAAGGGGAAGGUAAUACACAAGCUCCAUAUGAGAUGAUGGUGCCACGGCCUCCCUCUCAGAGUAAGAAGACCACUGCCUCACCCCGCCUCAGCAGUCGACAUGAAAAAUUACUCGAAAGUAAAAAACCAGAAAGUGCACGCCAGACACCAAACAGAGAAAGCAUAGAUGAUCGGGCUUCCCAGUCAUCUCAACGACAUGUGGAUGGCAUCAGACAGUACCAUGAACAAAAGAGACAACAACAUGAAGAUGAAGAAGUAUUAGAGCGGCAGAGAACAUUUGCAAAGGCAUCUAUCGACCGGUAUUUCAACUCUCUUGAGAGUUUGUAUCGGCGAGAAAAGGCAAGCCAUGAGGAUAGGGAGGAGGAAAUAGAAGAAGAAAAAGAUGAAAGAGAAGUUGUCAAUGAUGACAGAGAAACUAUGGUAAACACAGAGGUUACUGUGGCAACAAUAAAGGCAGGGGGUAUUACUGAUAGGAUGGAAAAGCUUGGGUUAGACCUCUCCUUCCUUAGGGACGGUAAAGACCAGGAAGGUCAGAAGCAGGUACCACCAGUACAUGAAGAAAACAAGGGAGACAAUUCUAAAGACAAACGUGUGAUUGUUUGUCCAGAGUGUGGCGAGGUCAACAAGCCUUACAUGACCUGGUGUGGGGACUGUGGAGACAUUCUGAUUGGUGUAGAACCAAUACUACCUACAAAGAAAAAGAACCGUGAGAAGAGACAGGUGAGAAAAAUGGUAGAUAGUAAGACUGACAAAAAUGUGACCUUUAAGGAUAAGACAGACAGUCACCGGAAUGAAAUUAUAGAUAGUAAUUACGAGUCACCAGUAUAUGGAGACUCUCCUAAGGAGAAGUCUUCUCCAAACAAAUCAGAAAGUCGGGACAGCGGUCGGCCGUCCAGUGAAGACCUGGAUGGCGGUCGAACUGAAAAGGAGGUCAUUGAUAUCUGCGAGUCUAUAGAUGAUCCUGUUGUUAAGAGUUUCAUCAAGUCUUACUUUAACAGGAAGAGGCAGGCGCUGGAGGAGACAAGAAAAAGCUUGGAAGGAGAGUUCCAAGAAGCUUCUGAAUCUCAAGUUGUUGAAGAGGAAUGGGAGAAUCAUCAGCCUUCACCAAAAGACCCAGAGAAUUUUGAUGAUAUAUUCGAUGACAAAUUGUUGAGGAAAGAGGAAGUUUGGCUCCAUGAACAGAUGUCAGCAGAGGUUGAAAAUAAACCAUUAAGAGGCAAAAAAAGUGGGCCUCUGGAUAUUGAGGUGUUCAGUGUGGCUGAGACAAGGCAGAGCAGGAACUCUAGUCGAGUGGAGUGUGUUGUUCCGAUGUUAAAUCUUGUCAACAGCAGUGAUGAAGAGGAUGAGGUAAGGGGAAAUAACUCUCAUGAAGAACCCAUUCAAUCACCACCAGUCAGCAUGUCUCUGGAAAGUGAUGAUUGGCAUCAGAUGUUUGAGCAAAACAGAAGAACCCCUCCCAAUACACCUCCCGUUCCCCCUUUGGUCGAUCUGUCACAGGACGAGAACGAGCAGAAAAGCUUAUUGGAACAGAUAGUCGAACAAGACGUAUCUAGGAAACCACCAGCAAGUGGUGAACCAAAGAAAAGUUCCUCUAAAAAUAAUAAAAAAUCUAAAGUUAGAAAAUCCAUGGAAACACCUGGUUACCAGAGACACUGGGAGAGAUCCAGCAUAGCAUGGGGGUCCUACAACCCUCGAGAACUGUCCACCAAUUCAAGUGUAAAAGGUCCACAGAACAGCAAAGCACGUCCAUCUAGUGCGAGUCGGCGAUUGGUCAGUAAAUCUGUCAGUGUUGACAGCAUAUCCCAGCCAUUUGAUGAAUCGCCUUCCAGCAGUGAGGCAACAAGGCAGAGCAAGAAGCCACGCCCCUCAAGUGCUGAUCUGUCCAAAAGGAAACAGAGACCAAGCAGUGCUCAGAACCCAAACAGGAAAACAACUGAUUUUAGCAGAAAUUCUCAAGAUCGUCCUCAUUCCUCUGAUGUACGACAUGGGCGCUUACAUCAUCGCAGUUCCUCAGAGACUGCUUUGACCCCAGCCGAUCAGGACCAGCCGUUGUCCUCGGAGAGAAGAACCAGUCCUGCACGAAGAAUUCGUCCCAAAUCAAAGGAACGAACUCUUUCACAGAGUCGAUCUCCUGACAUAGUGGAGAACAGCCUGUUUAUUCCGCGACCCCCGAGUGCAUCAGAUACUGGUAGAGAUGAACAAAACCAGCAACCACAACACUCAGCUCAGGCAACCAACACCCCACAGCCCCAGUCACUGAUCCCUCAGGCACAGAAUCAGAAGUCUGAGAACAGCAACCCUUCUACCCCUAUUCCUGACAGCCCCUCCAGUCUUCCGUACGUCGUUGAUCACAGACUGCCUGCUGAGGUGGUGAUGGACCCUCCGCUUACCUCACACACAAAUGCAGAAUCCGUUCUGAAUGCUUAUUCAAAAUAUCAUGAAAUGACUCCAAGGAUACAGAAAGGUAAAUUCUCAGCCUGGCUGUGCCUGCCGGACGAGAUCUUACUACACAUACUGUCCUACGUGACAAUGGCAGAUUUGGCACGGUGUGCACGUACAUGUACAGAUUUUCACCGUGUGGCCAUGGAUGACUCGCUCUGGAAAUACAUCACCUUGAAGAAGAAGCACCACCUUAGUGACGAGUCUCUCGCCGAGAUUGGUAAGAGACACCCUGCCAGUCUAGCCUUCAUUCAGUGCCAUGGUGACAACAUCACUGCCCGAGGUCUCCGCGACCUGUUUAGAGAAUGUGCAGACAGUCUCAGGGAGUUAAACCUGUGUGGUUGUAGUCGAGGAGCCCUGACCGGGGAUUGUAUCCUCCUCCACGCGUCCGCCCGCUGUCGUGGCCUUACACAUAUAGACGCUAGCUGGUGCAAUGUAACAGACAGUGGAAUUGGUGCUAUAUCUGGGUCUUGUGACAGACUUGAAAGUUUGUGUAUAAAUGGAUGUCAGAAUGUUAAAGAUGAAGGAUUGGAAACUGUGAUAAAGAAGCAUGGGAAAAGUUUACGACAUUUGGAGAUGUUUGGAUGUUUCAAUAUCACACCAAAGAGUAUUCGUUUUCUUGCGACCCACUGUCUGAACUUACUGAAUAUAAACUUAGGACAGUGUUAUAAGUUGACAGACUCAUGUAUAUCCCAGCUGUCUUCUAGUCUUGGCCGAGUAGAAAACCUUGACCUUCGUGGAUGUAAACAGAUCAAAGACAACUGUAUUAGGUACGUGGUGAAGAAUUGUCCCCGAUUACAGACCAUCUCCCUCGCCAACUGUCCUAACAUCACAGAUGUCUCAAUGUUGGAAGUUUCCACAUACAUCACAGAUAUAAGGACUAUAGAUGUUUGUGGGUGUAGGAAUAUUACAGACAAUAGUAUUAGAGCCUUAGCCAACAACUGUCAAAAUCUUCGCAAUAUAGACAUCAGUUCCACAGGCUGUUCCCACCGCAGUGUAUCCAUGUUGGCUAACUUUUGUAACCAACGUCUAGAGACAGUCAAGUUAAACUUCUUGUCUGAUAUAACGGACCCUGUGAUCAUCAAACUGGCCAAACACUGUCGCAGGUUGAAGUUGCUACAUUUGUAUGGUUGUACCAGUAUCAGGAACAGUGACAAAAUCAAGGAGGUCAAUACCAGUGUAAAGGUGGAAAUGUGAUACUCGUAAAGUAUCGGGAAGGUCAAUACCAGUGUAAAGGUGGAAAUGUGAUACUCGUAAAGUAUCGGAAGGUCAAUACCAGUGUGGAGGUUAAAAUGUGAUACCCGUAAGGUAUCGGGAAGGUCAAUACCUGUGUGGAGGUUAAAAUGUGAUACUCGUAAAGUAUCGGGAAGGUCAAUACCAGUGUGAAGGUGGAAAUGUGAUACUCGUAAAGUAUCGGGAAGGUCAAUACCAGUGUGGAGGUUAAAAUGUGAUACUCGUAAAGUAUCGGGAAGGUCAAUACCAGUGUUGAGGUUAAAAUGUGAUACUCGUAAAGUAUCGAGAAGGUUAAUACCAGUGUGAAGGUGGGAAUGUGAUACUCGUAAAGUAUCGGGAAGGUUAAUACCAGUGUGAAGGUGGAAAUGUGAUACUCGUAUAGUAUCGGAAGGUCAAUACCAGUGUGGAAGUGGACAUGUGAUACUCGUAAAGUAUCGGAAAGGUCAAUACCAGUGUGGAGGUGGACAUGUGAUACUCGUAAAGUAUCGGAAAGGUCAAUACCAGUGUGGAGGUUAAAAUGUGAUACUCAUAAAGUAUCGGAAAGGUCAAUACCAGUGUGGAGGUUAAAAUGUGAUACUCAUAAAGUAUCGGAAAGGUCAAUACCAGUGUGGAGGUGGACAUGUGAUACUCGUAUGGUAUAGGGAAUUCUCUCAUAGUAUUAAGUUUUGAUAGUAUAUCAUAGUUGAAAUAAGGUGUACUAUUAUAGUAUAUAUACCUGUUAAUACAAUUGUAUCUGUUAAAUAGACAACAAUUCUAUAUUAAAGUUACAUAUUAACAUGCACUUGGAAUGCAUGUCCUCUGUAAUGUCUGAUCAUGACAAUGAAAAAUCAAUGAGCAAAAGUGUGAGGUGUUCCAGAUAUAAUACACACUUUAGAAAGUAUAAAAAUAUUUGUAUGUAAAUACCCAAAGUAGUAUUGGUGUACAUAAAAUAUAUAUAUCAGGUACAGGUGUGUAGAUAGAGCGUACAUAUAUCUUAUAGAUGGAUGACAACAUUUGUUAUCAUGUCCUUGAUCUCAGUCCUAAGUUUCUGUCAUAUCAUCUGUUUGUGAAGGUCAUGUAUGGAGGUAGUGUGUGAAGGUCCUAUGGAAAGGUCAUGUGUGAUGGAUGUGUGGGAAGGUAAUGUGUGAAUAUUGUCGUAUGUGAAAGUCAUUAAAAUAUGUAGGUCACUCAUGAAGGUCGUGUAAUAUAUAUGGUAAACAGGGUCAAUAGACGAUAUAGGUUUUGUUGAUAACUUUUUAUGUUUCACUGAAACAGAACUUACAUUUUACAUAGAAUAGUGUUAAACAAAUUAAGUACAGAUGUAUAAAGCAAUCCUGGAUAUUUGAAGCAGCUUAUUGUGCUUCCUGGUAUGAUGUAUUCGACACACACUAUUGUGAUGAGGCUUGACACACCCUAUUGUGAUGAGGCUUGACACACCCUAUUGUGAUGAGGCUUGACACACCCUAUUGUUAUGAGGCUUGACACACCCUAUUGUGACGAGGCUCGACACACCCUAUUGUGAUGAGGCUCGACACACCCUAUUGUGACGAGGCCCGACACACCCUAUUAUGACGAGGCUCAACACAUCCUAUUGUGAUGAGGCUCGACACACCCUAUUGUGAUGAGGCUCGACACACCCUAUUGUGAUGAGGCUCGACACACCCUAUUGUGACGAGGCUCGACACACCCUAUUGUGACGAGGCUCGACACACCCUAUUGUGGUGAAGCUUGACACACCCUAUUGUGAUGAGGAUUGACACACCAUAUUGUGAUGAGGCUCGACACACCAUAUUGUGAUGAGGCUCGACACACCAUAUUGUGAUGAAGCUUGACACACCCUAUUGUGACGAGGCCCACACUCUAUUGUGAGGAGGCCCGACACACUCUAUUGUGAUGAGGCUUGACACACCCUAUUGUAAUGAGGCUCGACACACCCUAUUGUGAUGAGGCUCGACACACACUAUUGUAAUGAGGCUUGGUAGAAUUAUUUAUGAUAGUCACCUUGCUGGGUGUCCCUCUGUAGGAGGUGAUAGAAGUGCUGUUUAUCUAUUUUGUAUAUAUAAAUCAUACAAUCUUGACAUUCACUUUUUUUUGGAAGUUUAUAUCCUUUGUAGCUGUGUAAAAAUCUUGUUAAGGAAACCUAGAGUAGGGGGAGCUGAAGCAGAGAUUCCUUAGAGCUAUUAAAUUCUACUGACCAUUGCUUAAAAGUCUAAAUCUGCAACUGAAAUAUAAUAUUUGAUUUGUGCAGUGGCUUGAUAUCUAGAAUAUAGUCUACAACUAUUUGUAUUGUAAUUAAGGAAGUGCUUAGAAGGUUUGAUAGUAGAUUAUAUUUGAAGUCAUUUUUUGUUCACAGUGUACGAACCAAGUAGCUACACAUUAUAAUGUAUAAAAUUAUAUGGGAACUUUUUUUCUAUUUUUUUUUUUACUUUUCUAGUAUGCUUUACAUAUGUAUUUGAAUCAAACCAAGAUAUGACAGUUAGGGUAUGUUUUUUGAUUUUUUACAUUGCUUAUAAGACAAAGGGGAAAAACUGGUAUCUGUUAUUUCAUUUAUAAUUAACUUACAUGGAGUUUAAUGUUACUAAAUAUACUUUGCUUUUUGGCUGUGCCAUGAUUAUAAAUAUUUUAUUAGUAAUAGCUAUAUAUAUAGUCCACCAAUGAAUUGGAACAGAAAAACUUUUCAAUUACUUCAUUUUAUUGCCUUUGAAUACCAACAGGAUUGGGACAAUUUGUACAACUAGAGGGUAAACAAAUUAUGUAUUCAAUAUAAAGCCAUAAUAUUUAACUUAUUUGACUCACCAUGUUUGGAACACUUUCAUGAGCUGAUGCGGUGUUGCUUCGUCAAUCGUCUCUCAAAAUUCAGAUUUAACAACAUGUCUUCCAAAACUGAAACACACAUUUCUGUCAAACUGUAUCGGUAGCUUCCAUUCUCGGUUGAAGGAUGAUAAAAUGCUUCACAAAGAGAGGUGACUCCCAAAGGGGCCGAGAGACAUGACAAAAUUGAUUAAUGUCUUUUAUGCCAUCUUUUCUCAAACUACGGGGUAUGUUUGAACCAAGCUGGACGUACUGUAGCAUUGUUAGCCACAUCAAGAUCAUUUGUCAACAAACCAUGGUAAACUGAUCUCCAAAGUUAAUGUUUAGAAUUCAACCUCAAUUCUAAAAAUAAAACCAGGUGAGCAAUGCUGGCCCUUUGGGCCUUUGUUAAUCUUCCUUAACUUUAUUAGUAUUAAUUUAUUAAUUCAUAAAUGAAUAAUUCAAGGAAAGUUGAAGUCGUUUAGCAUUCGUGCUUGAGUUCUAGUCAUAAGCUAUAAUUUAUGAAGACAAAGAAUCAUCAUUUUAUAAAACUCUCAAUACGAAGAUAUUGUAUAUAAUGACCUAAUACACUGGUAUGUAGUUUAUAGAUAGCCAUUGUAUACUUAUCAUCCUCUUAGGAUUAUACAUGUACAGUUCAUUUUUUAAAAGAUCAAAUUCAGAUGAUUAUUAAUGAUAAUGACAUGAUGAGAUCUAGGAUUGUCACCCAAGGUCUGGUCUUGUCUUUAGAGUUUACAAUGUAUGUACACGUUUUGAUUGACUCAGAUUUUAUGGCAUUACCAAAUUUUAACAGAUGAAUGCCAUAAAAAUAACUUUGUGUUUAAAAUGCAAUUAGUCAUCACUUAGUGCAAUGUUUUCAUUGCAAAAAAUGAAGAAAACAAGAUUACUGUUGAAAUAAUGUACUUUUGCUGUAUAUAGUAUAGUAUAUGUUCAUCUUGAUUCUGUGAUCAGGGUAUAUCAGUUAAAUAUAUAUAAUUGUGCCAUUACAAAAAGGAUAUUGAUAUCAGAAAUGAGGAAAAUGGAUAAUUGUUCAAUAUAAAGAAUUUUUUAGUUUAGUAUUACAGUAUUUAAUUGCUCCACUACUUUUGGGAAAGACUGGAUUUUCUCUUACCCUGGACAGGGAUAUCCACAGUUUUACCGGGGUGAGAUUUUCUUAUCUCUUACCCUGGACAGGGAUAUCUAAUCCACAUUAUAGUCUUCUUAUACCUUUACAUCAAAUUACAGUUUUUGACUGUAAGAUAAAUAAUUGCAUUCAUUUCCAUAGAUGAAGUCAUAAAUGAAAGCAUGUUCUUCAAAUAUUAAUAAAGAUGUAUUUAUUUGGUUAUGAUGUAUAGAUCCAUUUUUAUUUUAUAAUUUCAAACCAAAAAGGGUCUUAAGGUUAUGAGUGAUCCAUACAAAUGCUUAUAUCCUUUAUAUAUGUUUUUGACAGAGAGAGUGGUCAGCCACGUAGAUGACUGAAUUUGAUGAAUGAUUUGCUCAAAUUGUAUAAAUAGGUGUUCAAUAGCCAUUUGUAGUGUUCCUGGAGAGUAUAGCGUUGAUAGUUUUUCAAGGAAUCAUUUAUUUAAGAUAUUUGUAGAAGUGCUUCGUGUAGUAAAUCUGUGAAUACAGUCUGUAUUACUGAGACCACACACUGUUUAUACAGUCUGUAUUACUGAGACCACACACUGUUUUAUCUUGUUAGAAACAGAUUAAUAUAUAGUCUAUAUGAACCUACUCAUUUACUGCCCCAAGAUAGCUUUAUCUUGGUGAUGGCAUAUUGGCAAACAUUUCCAAGUCCAUUGUCUGUAGAGAUGUUUUAAUGACACUUGUAAAUCAUCAAACACACAUACUCACCAUGGGCUUUGAAAGUGCCAGAUAUGGAUGGUAUAUCUUAUUAAAACUCUCUAGUGGAAUUUGUAUGUUGUGAUUUAACCUUUUAGAGAAGUGGAACUAUGGAGCAGUGUAAUUUGAUUACACAGUAAUACUUAAUGUUAUCUAUAUGUUUGUGGGUCACGGCAGAAUAAUCUGUGAUGAUUAGUGCUCAGUGUUUUUAUUCCUCAUCAAAUCGUGAUAGAAUUCCUCGUCAAAUCAUGAUUGAAUUGACAUCGAAUGCAAGAAAAAAUCUAUCAGUAUUACAUUGUAUUGUUAUAUGAAGUUGUGUUUAUGAUGGAUGUAAUAUGUGAUUUAAGUAUUAGAUUAUAUCUAAAUUUUAUUCAUAAUAUUAUAGAUUAUAUUCAUAUUUGUCAUUCCUGCUGUUAAUGCUGUUCACUGUUCAGAUGGGAUACUUCUGAAUUACCUCUCAUUAAGGAAAAAAAAUUCUGACAAUGAUGGCAGAAACAAUAGUAUAGGUUACAAGUCAUAUGAAAUAUUAGUGAUUUUACUGAUAGAGUUAAGAGAUUCAAACAUCAUAUAUAAUUUUUUUUAUGAAUACCCCAUGGUAAAGCUGCAUAAGACAGAGACUUAUAUAACUGUCUAUAAUGGGUUUCUGGCCUAUUCGAAUAUUUUCUCGUACAUGAGUUGUAUGAGAAGUAUGAUCUUGUACUUUUCUUCUUUAGAUAUUUGAUCUGGAAUACAUAAAAUUAAAUAGUUGAAUAUGCUUCUCACUGAAUAAGCACUUGUCUCAUAUCCAGUUAUUAAACUAUAGUAGCAGUAUUAUAUAAAAUAAAUUCAAUAGGAAACUAAAUUGUAUGAUCCCCUACAUACUGGAUAUGUAAUUAACAGAUAUAUAUAUAUGCAGCUGUGGUAAUUCAGUAGUGUUCCAUCUUGACUUACAUAUCUAAUUAGUGGUGGGAGAUAAAAGGGGGUGGGAAGAUAAUUAGGGCUGGGGAGAGGUGACUUUUGAGUUAUUCAGAAAAUCAUAAAAAAUGCCUAUCUUCUGAGGUAAAAAAACCCCAAAACAUCUGCAUGUAUAAACUUAGAUAUAAAUUGUUUCAGAAAAGUUUUUGACAGCAUAUUCCAGUAUUUGUAUAUACAUCUCAAAACAUACAAAGAAAUAUGGAUAAUUCUUUUAAGUGAAAUAAUUUCUUUUAAAGCAUUACAGAUAUGUAUUAACAUAAGACACUUUGUGUACAUGUAUGUUAUAAAUUAGAAAUCAAGGGAUAUGUGUGUCAGAAACCUGUGACAAGACUGAUCGCUGUUAAAUAGGUCAAUGACUUAUUAAAUUACCUAGAUAUAAACAGAAAGAUAUCAAAUAUUUAUGAAAAAUAAAAUAUACUGAUAUUAGAGAUUUAUUUCUGCAGUUACAAAUUUCCACGUACAUUGGAUGUAUAGAAUCAUGUUUCAGUCUUAUAAUAUUGUAAAUGUAACAAGUGGUAUUGUAUACAAAAAUGUGUCAGACUGAGCCUGUUUACAAUGUGGAUUUUACCUGUGAUUUUAAGGUAGAUAAAAGUAUGUGAUUUUUGUCUGUGAUUUUCAAGAAAAUGAAAUUAUGUGAUUUUUCCUGUGAUUUUUUGAAAGAAGCGUUUCUGAUUUUUGUCUGUGAUUUCCAAUAUUAAAGAUACAUUUUUUUUAUGUUGUUAUCUGUUCAAACACUGUGACUAGGGCUACUCUGCAUCAAAAUGAACUAGGCUUAACUUUAAAGCAAUAGAAAAGUAAUAUUUCAGGACUCUUGUCAUGUUGAAUCUCGUUAUACUGGGGUGGGUGAAAUAUUACUAGUCUCCCCUUAGGCUCGUUAGAGAUUUACAUCAUUCUAUCUUUUUGUAAUUUUCAUAAGUUUCAAUCCAAGUAGUUUAUACUAAUGUCCAUUUGAUUCUUCCAACUGUAGGUGUUACUUUGGAGUAAGUUCAUAUCAACUACACUGAAUGUAAUGUGUAUAUGAGAUACUCAUAAAAAAGGUAAAAAUACUGAAAAUGUGAAACAUUCUACCUAUCAACUGCAUGCUAGACCAGAAAGUGUUAAAAUAUGGUUGAGAUGUCUAGGUUUAAUUUAGGCAAAAUUCGUUCUCCUUAUUCAAAGUGAAAUAUUUCUUCAUUACAAUAAUACAUUGUAGUUCCAAUUUGCAUUAUCCUAUCCUACAAUAUUUGUUUUUAAUGUGACAGAUGUUAAAUUAGCCUGUUUACCUAAUUUGGAUAUGCAUUGUUUGUGUUUUUAUCCUAUACCACAACAAACACUACUUGAAAUAUGUGCCAAGUCUUGAAUUAACCAUCAAUAUUGGAUAAUGAAAUAGUUUCACAACUUAAAGCUGUCCUUAUUUUCAGUAAAUUUCUUAUACAUAAUAGUCUUGUAAACAGAUCAUGUUUCUGUUAACAAUGAACACUGAUGGAAUCAACAGCUGUGAUAUUGCCGAUAGUCGUGAGCAGACAGGACAUGUUAGUUUGUUGUAUGAAUUUUAAUCAUCUGACUUGUUACUGCAUACAUACAUGUAGAUUGUAAUUAGAAAAUUUGUGUUUUACAAAAUUACCACGAUGUACAGAAGUAAGAAGAGCAUUAUUUUUCACUGAACAAUGAAACAAAUGUAUAUUUGUGAUUUCUUUAUCAAACAAGUAUCAGUUUGUUUUACACCAUGAUAUAUCUGUAUUGUUUUGAGUGUAACUGCUGAGUGUAACAUUACCCAUGACAUGUGGGAAUCUCUGAGGCACAUCUGUUGUAGUGACCACUGGUCUGAGUCAACAGAUGUGUCAAUGAUCACUAGUCUGAGUCAACAUGUACAGCUGUGCCAAUGACCACUGGUCUGAGUCAACAGCUGUGCCAAUGACCACUGGUCUGAGUCAACAGCUGUGCCAAUGACCACUGGUCUGAGCCAAUAACUUUGUCAGUGACCUCUGGUCUGAGUCAGUAACUGGGUCAGUUGUCAGAAUUACAUGUAUUUACCUGGACAGUGAUAAAUGGUCAGAUUCAACAUUUUUUUAAAAGUCAGUGACCAGUAGUCCUGAACAUUUAUAUUUUUGAGUGAGCACUGGUAUAAGUUAUAUCUGUGUUAUUGACCACUGGUAUAAGUUAUAACUGUGUUAUUGACCACUGGUAUUGCCACUGGUAUAAGUUAUAUCUGUGUUAUUGGCCAGUGGCCUGAUUCAAUACCUGUGCCAAUGGUCUACUUAUUUGAGGGCUGGGCCCAUAACGUUGCUUUUUAUCAUUUUAUAUGUUUACCAAUGCCAUUGUAUUUUCUCUUCCAUCUUGGUUUCUACAAUACAGAAUGUUUCCCCUAUCA